AUGAAUGGCUCUUUUUUCGGUAACCUCACGGUUUUUCCAAACAGCGUUCGGUUUGAUUGUGAUGCGGGGUUUAUUCUUAGUGGUUCCUCUGUGAGAACGUGUCAGUCGAAUGGUAUCUGGAGUGGAUAUGAAACAAAGUGUAGUGGUGAGAUUACCAGUCUAAAAGGCCUUAUAAAAGUUACUGCUCCGGCUAGCGAUCGUUAUCACAUCUAACACGUUUUUUUCACGAAAUGCUGUUCAAUUCGACGAAGAAAAAUUAAAAAAUAAUUUUUAAAAAACAGACGGAUGGACAAUAGAAGAGAUGGACAGAAUCGAAAUUUCUAUACUUUGACUCAAUAGCGUAAGUACAAACUGCUCAGUUUCUGUUGAGGUCAAUAAUGCUGUUUCAUGUUUUCCCUAAUUAUUAUUUUUUUGUUAUUGCUCUAGCUAUUGAUUGUGGGCCAUUACCUGUCCCACAAAAUGGAAGUUUAUUGGGCAAAAUGACCGUAUACCCCAGCAUUCUGCAAUUUUCCUGUGACGAAGGAUUUACGCUGCACGGAUCUAGUUACAGAAAGUGUCAAACAAAUGGAGCAUGGAGUGGAAACAGCUCUUUUUGCAAAGGUGCAAACGGAAUUUUGUUAUUCUGUAAUCGCUUAUUAUACAUAGAAAAUAAUUUAUCUUAAAGCAAGGUCAGAGAAAGGUUUGGCGGAAACUAAGAUUUAUGCUUGUGCCCCCAAAUGGCCGUGCAGUAACUCAAUUUAGGUAACAAUCUUCCAAUGUUUUUGCAAUUAACUGAGCAUCAAAAACACAUUGUAUGUGGGGAUUUUUUAUUUGUUAGUUGGUUUCUUUGGCUUAUCUCCAACAAAAUCCGAUUCCUAGUUCAUUUCCGUUUCCUUCUAACGUUUAGAGAACGAUUGUGGUCCUUUGUCAGUACCUAUGAACGGCACCUCAUUCGGAAAUCUAACAACGUUUCCAAACGAGAUCAGCUUUACAUGUGAUGAAGGUUUUAUUUUACAUGGAUCUGUUUUGAGACAAUGCCAAGCUAACAAGUUGUGGAGUGGAAAUGACACAUUUUGUGAAGGUAAUAAGCCCUAAUUCUCAACCUAUUGCUACAAUUUGAAACGGAGAUGAAAUUAAACAAAUGUAGAUGAAAAGCUAUUGCAAGUAUUGUAACUACUGCCUCAUGAAUGCAAUUUUUUUACAGCUGUUGAUUGUGGUCACUUAGACAGUCCAAAAAAUGGCUCGUUGUCCGGCGACUCGACAGUGUUCCCAAGUAGUCUACAAUUUCAGUGUGACUUGGGGUUCAUUCUUAAAGGAUCCAGAAUUAGAAAGUGCCAGGCGAAUGGCACAUGGCAUGGAUUUAAGACCUCUUGCCAUGGUAAGUUAUUACACUUCUGAUAUAUACAUUAUUCUUAUUUCUUUCCUAUCAAGUUGAGGCUUAACGAAUAGUCUAGUUUAAGUAUUUGAUCCGGAAAGGACCAAUGUCAGUAUCUGAGCAACUGGGCACCCAACAACAGCCGACUGAUAUCAAGCGAGAGUUACUGUUGGGUUAGGGGAGGGGUAGGUGUGUAGUUGCUCGUCUACUGAUUUCGAUCUGGAAACUUACCAUCUAACAAGAUCUGAAUAAUGAUAAAAACUAACCAAGAAAAGACGGUCAACCUAAGGUACCCGUGCGAAACAAGAACGAAUAAUUUUUAAACGUCACCGCUACACGUAAAUGAAUAUGGAGAGGAGUUCGCGCACGAGAAGCUGUUCAUCUAUUUCCUUGGAGAGUUAUCUUCUAUCAUGUUACAAUGGAGGAUAGAAUGAGCAUCUAUCUAAGCUUCCUCACUAACAGUUUCCUUCACCUGCAGCUAUUGAUUGCGGACAGCUACAAGCACCUCACAAUGGAAGCAUGAUCGGUAAAAAUACGACCUAUCCCAACAUGCUGCUGUUUACUUGUGAUGUUGGGUUUACACUAGUCGGAGCCGUUGUUAGGAAGUGUCAAGCAAAUGGAACAUGGAGUGGAACCGACGCACUAUGCCAAGGUGAAAAGAAAAUUUUUUUUUAUGAGCAAACUGAACCAUCAUGAUUCCCCUCUUAAACAUGAGUACAUGAACCUUCCCUAUAUUUACUAUUUCUUGUUUCAAAUUACUUUGUUAGAAUUAUUUGGUUUUUUUAUUAAGUUUCUUUGUUUCUUCGUCUGCUUUUCUAUUUUUGUUGUAACUUUAGAUGCAGUGAUGGAACUAUCUUAAUAAAUGUAUCAAUAGUUGUAUUGUGUUUGUGUUGUUGUACGUGCCACUAUUGUGACAUGUUGAGGAAGUGCCGUAGUAGAGAUUUUCCGUUUAUCAGAGAAAGAAACGGUAAGAACGCUUGGAAACAAAGAAUUCUCUUUUUUUGAGAUAUAUUUUAUUUGCCCUUGUAAACCUUAGGGGUUUCGAUUAACAUUUUAAAAAUUGAGAGUGACCAGUUUCUAAUUUCUCCUUACGGUGAUAUGGCUGAAUCGUUUAUCAGAGAAAGAAACGGUAAGAACGCUUGGAAACAAAGAAUUCUCUUUUUUUGAGAUAUAUUUUAUUUGCCCUUGUAAACCUUAGGGGUUUCGAUUAACAUUUUAAAAAUUGAGAGUGACCAGUUUCUAAUUUCUCCUUACGGUGAUAUGGCUGAAUCAUUCAUGAGAUCAUGAGAAUAAAGGAGAUGAUCAAAGAAACUUUGAUUGUUAAAAAAAUUCUCCUUCAGUACUAAAGGAAACGUAUAGAAAAGAGUAUGGAGAAUAUGGAUGCUGAUGUUAGAGUGUAAAGGGCUAAAACCUGCAACCGGUGGUCUACCUCCGUUUAUAAGACCCCUUACCGCCGUCUGUUAACCCUGCAAGCGGGCUCUCGUUCUUCGUUUCGCCUUACUGUCCCUCCCGGGGUGCCGUGGCUUCCCUUUUCCCUGGGAGCUAUGGCUUAUAACACGAACGGCAGUCGCUAAUAGAAAAGUUAUCGAAAUCCUAUAAACCCGUGAGGCAGAAAUGUGUUGAGGUGUUUUCUAUUCAUUUCGUGCUUUUUCGGUACAAACCUGUUCUUAAUCUUAUUAUCUGUUCAACUCAGCAAAUGACUGCGGACCUUUGUCCGUUCCCUUGAAUGGCAGCCUUAUUGGUAAACUGACUACUUAUCCCAACAAGGUCAGCUUUGGUUGCGAUAAAGGUUUUGUUCUGAGAGGGUCUGCAGUGCGCCAGUGUCAACCUAAUAAACAGUGGAGUGGAAAUGACACAUUUUGUGAAGGUAUGUUUUAAAUAAUUUUGUUGCUUUUAAUAGAAAACGAACUGAAACUCACAGAAGAAUUGCAAUGGAAGAAAUUCCAGAAAAUGAAGCCCGUAUCAUAAAGAUCUCGGCAGGGCUCGAACCCUUGCCACUAAGAUAUUAGUUGGCUUUUUUGGGUUUUAGCUACCAUUUUAGCUCCGAACUCAAAUUACAAGAACUCCGAAGUCAAAUUAUGAUAAAUGUUACUUUAUUGUGACUCUUAUCGUUUUGAUAAUGAAUCAAGGUGUUCUUGUCCUGACUACUUUAUUAGCAAAAGAUUGUGGAGUGCUUACUAUACCCAUGAAUGGAUCGCUGGAAGGAUCACUCACAACCUUUCCGAACAAAAUUAGUUUCGGCUGUGAUAAGGGCUUCAUCCUGAGAGGCUCAAAAGUUAGGAGAUGUCUAUCAAACGGGAAAUGGAGUGGAAACAAAACAUUUUGUGAAGGUAAACUUUCAAAUUGCUGGUGUGUGUUAAUUAACGCUGGGUAUAGAGUGUUGUAAGUGCUAUGCAUCGAUAUAACCAUAGAGGAGCUUUAACUGUAUCAUUACUUUCCUCCAUUAGCUAAAGAUUGUGGUGAGCUGAUGACUCCAACCAACGGGUCUUCAUUUGGUAACCUAACAACAUAUCCGCACGAAAAGAUAUUCAGUUGCGAUGAAGGUUUUAUUCUGCGAGGGUCGAGGACAAGGCAAUGCUUGCCAAGUGGAAACUGGAGUGGGAACACUACUAUCUGUGUCGGUACGUAUAUUUAACAAAUGUUCCAUGAGCGUGCGUUGGAUAUGAGAGUUGGCUAUAACCAAUCACGUAUCUAACAAGCGCAAAUGGAAUAGAUGUAUUUUCAGUUCUGCAACAGUUGGCGAAAUGCAUUUCCAUAUAAGGUGAAUAUGGAAAUAAUAUAUAAUAAUAUGAGCCGAUAGCCGGAGUUUAAUGAACCAUUCAGAACACUAGAAAUUCUAUAUUCGGCGUUAAAAAUUUAAUAAAUUGUUAUAUUAUUUAUGUAACAAAAUGACUGUUGUUUUGGACAGUAUACCUUAACUAGCUGAAAGAAAAUAAAUAAGAUCGAAAAGAUUUCAAUAUGAUGUCCGUUGGUAUAACAAAAACUGUUCAUUGCGUUAGAUCUAAGUUCAGUUUCUUUUUUGUUAUGGAGAAGUUAUGUUUACUACCAUCUGUCGUCCGUUUGUUUAUGUGGAAUUCUUGUGGCACCACUUUUUCAUCAUUUUACAAUUGAGUUCUCGAGAUUUAAAAAUCUAAUAGUCAAUAAUCUCUUAUUAGCUUAGACAAUUAAUAGUCAAUAAACUAACGACUUCUGAAUGUUAUAGCCAAAGAUUGCGGUCCUUUACCCGUUCCAUUAAAUGGCUCCCUAUUUGGAGAAAAGACAACAUACCCAAACCAAAUAACUCUCAGUUGUGACAACGGUUUUGUUCAGAGUGGUUCAGUGGUUAGAAGGUGUCAGUCAAAUGGAACAUGGAGCGGUGAUACCACGUUUUGCAAAGGUAAAGUAUUAAUCCUCGCGGUAUCAACGAACGCUUUUCAUUCAACUGAUUUAUUCUUGUUUUUCUCGUUCCCUUAUCCCCACUAUUACUAUAGCUCCAUUUUCUGCAUAACAAACACGCACAAGCCACAAUUCCUCUGUGUGCUCUGACGAAGGGCUAACGCUUUACACGUCAGCUAAUUAACUCUUUACGUUGGCUAAUUCACAUCAUCAACUUAGUCGAUAAAAACAAAUAAAGAAAUAACAAGUCUUGAAAUUAGGUUUUUUUUUAUGACAGCCUUUAUGACCAUUAGACGAAUAGCUUGAAUUGUAUCUCUCCUCUGGAGAAGUACUACUUGUGAAUUGAUUUUUUUCCGUUUCAUUUUAUUCCAGCCAAGGAUUGUGGUCCUCUUCUGGCUCCAGUAAAUGGCUCCUCUAGCGGAAAACUUUUUACGUUUCCCAACAUAGUAUCAUUUCGUUGCGAUGAAGGAUUCAUUUUAAAAGGAUCUGAAGUAAGGAAAUGUCAGGCCAACGGUGUGUGGACUGGAAACGACACCAUUUGUGAGGGUGAGAACAAAAGAAAGGACGAGGCCAACUAUUGCCGCUAAGGCACCUACUUCAGUGAUAUUUACCUGCAUGAAAAACGUGUAAUAUGUACCUUCUACUAUAUUAAAGUCAGAGGCAAUAUUUAUUUAAAGUCCGCCCAUUUUUUCAGUACUUUCUUUACGUUUUUUGCUGUCAUCUUUUUUUUUUAUGGAUUCGUUUUAUUUUGCGUUUAUUCGUUUCUACCAUUUUAGCUGUAGACUGUGGUCUUCUUUCAUCUCCUUUAAGUGGAUCCUCUUCUGGAAAUCGGACGGUGUACCCUAAUAGUGUGCGAUUGUGGUGUGAUUCUGGAUUCGUUUUGCAUGGUUCCUGGCUAAGAACUUGCCAAUCUAAUGGAAAAUGGGAUGGAAACGAAACCAUUUGUGAAGGUAAAAACCCGGUGGUGAAAUUUGCGCCCCAUUACGCUUUCUUAAGGUUACUUUGUUUCUUACUAAAAUAGCGAUUUCUAAAACAAUUUGAAUUACACGAAUUUAUUAUUUUUCGGCAGUUACUGCAUUCUUUUGAUUAUUAUUUAAUUUGUUUUCGUUGUUUUCGAAGCUAUCGAUUGUGGAGAGCUUAUGACCCCACAGAAUGGAACUAUGUUUGGGAAAGUGACAACGUACCCAAAUAUCUUAAGGUUUAAUUGUGACGAAGGCUUUAUUUUGACCGGAUCGUCUGUGAGGAAAUGCGGAUCUAAUGGUACUUGGAGUGGCUAUGAAACUAAGUGUCAAGGUUCGACAAUCUUUUCUUUUUCUACAUUUAGAUAAAACUGAGUAACUUAUCUUGAAAAUUUUGAGCCAUUGAGACUCGUAUUAACCAAAAUUCAAGCGUCCCUUUUCUGUCUCCUUCUUCUGCACAUUUUAAUAUUGUCAUCCUAUCUGGUUGCAUACCUGUGCUGUCGAAAUAUUUUCGCGGCCUGACCCUGAGCUGGGUUUAGCAGCUAACUUAAGUUGUAGCAAACUCAAGAGGAAAUCAUGCUGCUUUCUAGUGUAGCUAAACAAACAGUUUGUUUGCGACGUUGGUGAUGAUUCAUGAUAAUGAUGACGAUGAUUAAUAUUUUAUUUAGCGAAAGAUUGUGGUCCCCUAGCCGUUCCGGUGAACGGCUCGUCUAUUGGCGAUCUGACAGUAUUUCCACACAAAGUCGUCUUCAAUUGCGAUGAAGGAUUUCUCCUCAGCGGCUCUCGUAUCAGGCUUUGCCAAGCUAACGGAACUUGGAGUGGGAAUCAGACAUUCUGUCAAGGUCUUUCUUUGCUCUUUAUUCAGUGAGAUUAGAUGUUGAGAAGAUGCUAGUUGUACCGUAUCUCAAAAUAACUCAGUCGUAUUUAGCGAAACACUUUUGAUCUUCUAAAUUUUAAUGUGACAAUGGAUAUUAUCCGUCGCUUGCAAGGAAAAACAAAAAAGGGAGAAAAGAGAAAAACGUUUGCGUUAAAUGAGAUAAGGUGGAUCUUAACUUUAGACCUUGUCUUCCUGAAAUUAUUUCGUUGGGUCUUUCAGAUUAGAACAUUCACUUUGGUAAUCUAGAGGACUCUAGGUACCUAAAUAAAGUCUUCUAAGGGCUAUAAUCUGUUUUUCUUUGUAGGUGCUGAUGAAACUUCUUUCUUAUCUCCCUCUUAUUUUAUUAUUUUUUUACUUUUUUUCCUCUUAUUUCUUUUUCCUUAGCUGUCGACUGUGGUCCUUUGUCUGUUCCUGCGAAUGGCUCCUCUAUUGGUGCAGCAACAGUUUUCCCAAAUAGUCAGCGUUUUAUCUGUGAUCCUGGAUUCAUCCUAAACGGAUCUGCUUUAAGGACGUGUCAGCCUAAUGGAACAUGGAGUGGCUUUACAACCACAUGUAGUGGUACGUCUGAAGCAGACAUCAAUAAACACGGACAUUUGAUGUUGCCUACGUGUUCGUUUUGAAGAAACGCCCAACUGCUAUUGUCUUAUUGUAUGCCCAAUUGCGCUUACUUCCUGUUAUGGCACUCACUGUCGUGUUCGACUCAGUCUGUUAUCAUUUGAUAUUCGCUUUAUGUGUGUUCUUUCAUGCAAUUGCAACCUGCUCCACAAUUGUUUACAUGCUGAAUUUCGUUCAUGCUGAUAUAUUUUCUGCCGCCUAUUCCCUUUGAGCAUUUUGCGCUACUCCUGAACCGAUCAACGUGUCAAAACAUUUGUAUCUUCGAUUUCGAAAUUUAAUUUUGUUUGCUUCAUUCGUGAAGGGACGGAACGGGCUGACGGACGAACUAAGGAUUCGUCACCUCUGUCACAUAUUCUCGAUCAUCGUCUUUUCAUGAAGUGCCAUUCUUGAAUUUGUUCUUGUCGUUCAAUCUAAGCAAUUUAUAUCACUGUCACCCAAUUAAUUGAUUUAAACUUACUGUCCAGACCAGCGUUCAUAAUUUAUUAAUUAUUCUAAAAAGACGUAUUUUUUAUGGUACCUCUCUUGUUUUCGGCGGUAUUGCAUUUCAGCUGUUGACUGUGGUCGGCCUCAACCUUUGCGAAAUGGGAGCGUCAUUGGAGAAAACACAGUGUAUCCAAAUUUUGUCAUUCACAAUUGCGACGAAGGUUUUAUCCUUCGAGGCCCCGCUAAGAUAAAAUGCCAAACUAAUGGAACCUGGAGUCAAACUGAUAGCUUUUGUGAAGGUAAGACCUUGUUUCAUACAAAUAAUCAGUGGAUAGUAAAGUAAGACAUCGGUGCUCAAUCGUGAUGAUAUGGAAUUGGCGAUUUUUAAAACAAGUACCAACAUAUCCCCUGCUUUUGUUUUCCAGCUAAGGAUUGCGGCAAUCUUUCAAAGCCCUUAAAUGGUUCCAUGACGGGUCUUGAAACAAUGUUUCCCAACAAAGUUUCUUUUAAUUGCGAUGAAGGAUUUAUUUUAAGUGGUUCAAGUGUGAGGUACUGCCAAUCAAAUGGGUCCUGGAGUGGCACAGAGACCACGUGCACAGGUAAGGACACCUACAGCAGAUAGGUAGAUCCCUUCAUACAACUGUUUUUAGCUUUGGGUAUCUUGCGGCAUCUGCAGAAGAUGCCACUUGACAAUUGCGGCGUCUGAAUUUUUAAUAUACUGUUAAUUAGGUUAAGGUCUAGACAGUGGUUACAUUUAGAGCGCGAUUCAGUUACUCAGAGAGGAACAGAUGCCUUCUUUGGUUGACCGAGAAUCCGACAAAAUACUUUUUCCUUAUUUUCAUUUUUAACUCUUGUGGUGUUUUUAUGACAAAGAAUGCAUUGAAAUAGAGAUAUACGAAUUUUGAAUGACAGACAUUCUUGUCGACAAGAGCAGACCUACUCGCAUUGAGAUCCUUUGAAAUUUAAUUUUUUUCGUAGCUGUCGACUGUGGUUCUUUACCUGCACCCAUGAAUGGCUCAUCUCAUGGUGUGGCUACAGUGUUCCCCAACGGUAUACAAUUUAGUUGUGAACCUGGCUUUAUUUUAAGUGGUUCAGCGGAGAGAACUUGUCAGCCCAAUGGAACUUGGAGUGGAGUCACAACAGUAUGCACUGGUAGGAUUUAUUUACUAAUGUAUAUUUUGCAAAGCCGAUUGGCCGAGCAAAAAAUAUUCCCUCCUAAUUCUCUACGUAAGUAUUGCAUAAAGUAAAUUUUGGUCGAUAUAUUUUCUCUUAUUUCAUCAAGCGAUAGAUUGUGGCCCUCUCGCUGUCCCAACAAAUGGCUCCAGUAUUGGUUUUCUUACAACUUUUCCAAACAAGAUCGACUUUAGUUGUGACGAAGGUUUUUUCUUGAGAGGCUCUCAAACCAGGCAUUGUGAGGAAAAUGGAACAUGGAGUGGAAAUCAGACCUUUUGUCAAGGUAUCUAUAGUUAUUUUUGUCUUUCUGAGUUACGCAAUACAUUUGAUUUAGACAUGAUACAUUUAUUUUCUUUUAUUUGCUGUAAAGUAAUAAAAAGAUUGACGAAAGUUUUUUUUUAUAGUACUUUAUGAACCAAUAAUCCCCAAUAUUGCGCUACAUUAUUGAUCACUUAGUAAGUGUUUUGUAAACUUCUUAUUUCAAGCUGUUGAUUGUGGUUCCUUAUCUGUUCCUGUGAACGGCUCCUCUUCUGGUGACUCCACGGUAUUUCCGAAUAGUGUGCUUUUUAACUGUGAUACGGGCUUCAUUCUCAGUGGAUCUAUUGUAAGGACAUGCCAGCCUAAUGCGACAUGGAGUGGUUCUCCAACUACUUGCAGUGGUACGUCUAACACGAAAAUAAAACUGGUGUGUUUUUGUUUGUGGUUUUACAGAAAGUCGUUUUGGCAUAUCGAUCGAGGUAACAUUUUUUGUGGUUAAUGUGAGCACUGCUGUGCGGUUUACGCACUAAGCUCACGAAAGUGGCACUAAUAAGUGUAUUAUAUCUUGCGCAGUUCGGACUUCAGGUUUUAACACCACCCCUUAGCAACAUAAUUUCUUUUGCUAUGUGAAAAAAGCAACUGAAAUAUUUCGAGAAACAGUCUCACGGCGCGGAAUAGAAUAGAAACCUUGGUUUGCCACAACUAACAGCUAUUCUUUCAUUAAAUGUUUAUUGUUUUUAUAGCCAUUGACUGCGGUUCGUUAUCUGUUCCCAUGAAUGGAUCUUCCUCUGGUAACUCAACGGUGUUCCCCAAUAGCGUACACUUUCAAUGUGAUCCUGGUUUUCUUCUCAAUGGAUCUGCCAUAAGAACUUGCCAGGCAAAUGGGACAUGGGAUGGACUUGAAAGCCUUUGCAUUGGUACGUUUGAAGCAGAAAAGGAAAAACAAGUUGUUAGUUAAAAAAAGUUAUCGUCUUGCUACAACGAGACGGAAUGCGUCAACGCUUUGCUUAUGCGACUGAAUGUUAAAAAUUUCUCACCUUACCUUGCUCUGACCCUAAUAUCCUUUGUGAUCCUUUCACACCGUCGAUUCCUUGCUCUCAAGCUUUUGUCUUUUGUGCUAAUUUCAAGUUGUUCACAUCCGUCGUUAUGAUUUUGUUUGGGUGUACUUUCUGGGUUUUAAACUCUUCGUUAUCAAUAUCACGUAAUGCUUUUGAAUGAUUUUAUGCUAUAAGCGCGCGACAAACCUUUUUCUUGGUAAGUAAACCUUAAACAUAAAACGUCAAAACGAAUGGAAAGACGGACAAUAGUUAUCUCCCACUAUGUUUAAUAUCAUUUAUCCUGGCAUGAAAAAGUUCCCUGAUGAGCACUGGUAAGCAAUGAAAGCCUUUCUAGUUUUUACGCACACGCUUGAUUUCGCGUCGUCAUGGCAAUUGUACCAGAUAAAGUUUCACGAAACGAGAAUCUUGAAAUGGUCUAUAAUUACUUGUUUUACGCACGACGCAAAUGUAACAGCGAGGCGGUUAAAUCAGUAUUUAGGGUGCAGAACAGAAGCUCUGCACGUGCGUUUUAAGAGUUUUUGCAUUUCAAAGCUGUUCUCUGUAAAGCAGUAACGUGAAAUUCCCCAAUGGCGUGUCUUUUGAGAACGGAGAGUCUGACUUUAAAUUGUACUCAUCAGCUCCCAUCCCCCAUCUCCUUGUCAGUUAUCUUAUGCGACGUCACAAGAGGUAUAUGAUGAAGUUGUUGCUCGACGAUUUUUAACCGUCGCCUCGUUAUUGUUUGAAAGUAAGAUUUCCAGAGCUUGUUUAUUUUCUCCGCCUCUAUCAUGAUUUAUGUGUAUAUUUUCAGCUGUUGAUUGUGGCAAUCCUCAGUCUUUGCAGAAUGGAAGUAUUUUUGGCAAUAAGACAGUCUAUCCAAAUAGUGUCACCCACAGAUGUGAUGAAGGAUUCAUUCUACAUGGCUCCUCAAGGAUUACUUGUCAGACAAAUGGAACAUGGAGCAAAACUUCAAGCUAUUGCGAAGGUAAAUUUUAUCAAUUGAAUCCAAAUUAGGCCCAAAGUAGUAGCUUAUUUCUUGCAGCAUUUGGGUGCAACCAAGACAUUGUAGCCUAUAUUCACGUGGACAAGUGUAUUUUACUUUGGAUGUGCGGGUAGUCUUAAGAUGACGUUUUUCGGUAUAUUUUAAUAGUUAUGCGGUUUUGAAAAUGUUCAUCCACCUUCAUCAGGAUGUUGUCAGUCUCUACAUCCUGUCAAUCAUAUUCAGUGUUACUUUCUCUUUUCACACAGCCAGAAACUGCGGUGUUCUGGAUAUUCCUGUCAAUGGUUCAAUAACUGGAAGCAAAACAACCUAUCCUAGUAAACUUCAUUUUAGCUGCGAUGACGGAUUCAUCUUAAGAGGAUCCACUACAAGACAGUGUCUAGCAGAUGGGACUUGGAGUGGUAAUGACACCUCUUGUGAAGGUAAGGUUUCCCGGUGAUCAUGCUUUUACUUCCUACAGAAAUUGAUUGGUAAGCCCCUUCUGAACUAUUCUUGUCGACGCUGCUUGCAGUAAAUGUGAUUUUCAUCAGAAUUAACGGAAUCGAAAUUUGAUGUUUAUCAGGAGAUCGGUUUUUCUUGGUUGGGUAAUGCAGAAAAAAAUCAGAGUUAAGCCAGACGUAUGCAGAAGCUUUUUUCAAUAAUCGCAGAAUGGUUUUGAAUGAAAUAACCUUUUUCUUAACUCUUUUUUCUUAUAGCUGUUGAUUGUGGUCGUCUAUUGGUUCCCGUGAAUGGCUCUUCUUCUGGUAACUUCACAGUUUUUCCCAAUAGUGUGAUAUUCAAAUGUGAUCCUGGAUUCAAUCUCUACGGAUCCCCCAUGAGGAUGUGUCAGGCUAAUGGAACUUGGAGUGGAAAAGCGGUUUCAUGUUCUGGUAGGUUUCAACGAAAUAUGUGAGACGCGUUUGCAGCUACCUUUACCUUAAGUGUUGUGUGUUUUGCAAUUACGUCAGUUCGCUGAAUUCUGCUCUAGCCCGCAAGAACAACGCAUGUAAUUCUGCUUUUAUUUCUACACAGCGAAAGAUUGUGGUCCGCUUGCAGCUCCGACGAACGGUUCUUCAACAGGCGAACUGACAUUCUUUCCAAAUGAGAUCGCCUUUGAUUGUGAUAAAGGUUUUCUUCUCAAGGGCUCUUCCAUCAGGCAUUGUCAAACAAAUGGGAACUGGAGUGGAAAUCAGACCUUUUGCAAAGGUUCAUAUUGUUCACCUUUUAAUCAAUAUCCUGGUUCUUCAUAAGAUUAUUACGAUUCAUGGCUGUGUAUAAAACUAAAUUUUUGCAAUUGUUUAUGAAAAGUUCGAUGGCAAGAUUCCUUUGUAACAGCGGAACAAAGCAUUUCGAAACCACCACUGGAACUUUUUAUGGGGUCUUGCGUGCGUUCGGUCCGUUGGCUCUGUUCCCCAGAUAGGCGAGUUCGACUAAAAUUCGCUGCUUGGCCCUCAGUAAAACAAGGAUUAAACCCGCUGAUUCUUUAGAGAAAAGAAAAGAUAAUUCAUCCAUUGUCGAAGCACAACUAGAGUAACAGUAUUCUGAGCGAUAGGAGAAACCUGGCUCGUUUCACACGACAUCCUAAAGGUUUAUUGAGAGAAUCAGAAGAACUUUUUCUCGCUUAUAUUAGUGAGUGCUGUUGGUUUUCAGUUUUCCAUUUAUGAAAACACAGUUGCAGCAAUUAUUAUUUUUUUCUCUAUAGCUGUUGAUUGUGGUCUUUUAUCAAAUCCCAUGAACGGCUCCUCUUCUGGAGAAUCUACAGUGUUCCCCAAUAGUGUGCUAUUUGACUGCGAUUCAGGGUUCAUUCUCAGUGGAUCCCACGAAAGAAAAUGCCUGGCGAAUGGAUCCUGGAGCGGUUUCCCGACCGUAUGCAGUGGUACGUAUUAAAAGAGCAUUUUAGUAGGUGAAAAAGGAGAUCGCAGGAGUAACAGAAAAGACACAAUUCGCACAUAUUUACAAUUCUCGACUUCCUCACUAAAAAUCACUCAGAAACACUACCGUCUGUAUAUGAAGAUGCGAGGUAGUAAUUAUAAUUAUAUUCCAAUGCUACGGGUCCUUAGGUUCCCAGUUUUGCUUUUAUUCAAGCCUUAAUGAGAUAAUAAGGUCCUUAACUAAGAGAAGAAAGUUUACUUAGUGCAGGUACUGACGUAAUUAAUGAUGCCUUUCUAGCCGUUGACUGUGGUCCUCUAUCCGCUCCGAAGAAUGGUUCCUUAACUGGUAACUUAACAGUGUUUCCGAAUAGUGUAGCAUUUAACUGCGAUCCUGGAUUCCUUCUUAAUGGUUCUGCUACGAGGAAGUGCCAGGCAAAUGGAACGUGGAGUGGCUUACAAGCUGUAUGUAAUGGUAGGUUAAAGGAAAUGCAUUCCAUUGAGGUCGCACGUCAGGAUUGUCAUGGAUGUGCUUGUCACUGGCAGUCAUUUAGAAGUAACAGGAAGGCGUUCUACACAAGACGUUAAAAUUAUCGACGCUAAGUAUUUCCAUUGUGUGUUACAAUCCUCUGUCGUAUUUCCUUUUAUUUGUUGUCGCUAGAACGUUGCUACGGUUAUGGUAAGUGUUCAACUGUCGCCUAAAAGCCAGUUUCCUUCUGAUGUGUAUUUGUUUGUGUUACGAAUUGCUUGCGUCUUUGUAAGCACCUAUUGUUCUAUAGUUUGCUGUUUGCACCCCGCAUAGUUAAUAUGGUCUGACGGACGGACGAAGUUACCUCCUUUAGUUAUAAACUUUAGAGCAUAGAUUACUCAUGUAUUAGGUCGUCGUGCGUUUUGUUUUGGCCAUAAUUAUUUACAACAAGCUUGAGCUUUUAUUAUACUUUGUCCUAUCCCGAUGUGAUUUAUCUUUCCAGCUAUUGACUGUGGUAUGCCCCAGCCCUUAAAGAAUGGCACCGUCAUCGGAGAAUUUACUGUGUAUCCCAAUUUUGUGACUCACAUUUGCGAUGAAGGAUUCGUUCUUCGCGGUCCUCCAAAAAUAAAGUGUCAGACGAAUGGAACCUGGAGCAAAAGUUCCACCUUUUGUGAAGGUAAAACACGUUUCCAGAUCUCACUGCAAAUAUGCAUUGGAAAGGUGCAUGUGUAUUUUCAGAACUGUUGUGAAAUACGUCACUGGUGUUGUGCCACUGGAGUGCCGAAGACAUUUUAGAAUACAUUGAUCACAAUAGAACGUUAAGAUAUGUAGCAAGAUAAUGCACAUAUGAAAUGACGUUCUAAAUUAGUACUUCAAGGCUUUCCAACUUUCUGCUACGAGAGGGUGUUCAAAGCAGAAAUACAAAAGAAGAGAUAUAUAUUGUUAUUUAGUAAACUUGGCCUACAAUGCUGCCUGUGUUGUUUUUGGUUUUAUUUCUUUCGUUUUCUCUUUAUCUACAGCCAAGGAUUGUGGGGCGCCUGUUGUUCCUGUGAAUGGCUCUGCAACUGGACAAAAAACUACUUUUCCAAAUGAAGUUACUUUUAGCUGUGACGAAGGAUUUAUUUUGAAUGGUUCAACAGUCAGGCGAUGCCAGGCUAAUGGGUCCUGGAGUGGAGUUCAAACAUCUUGCAGAGGUAACAUUGCCAUAUUGGUAAGACGGAAUGCAUAGCACAUGCUAAUGAAAUUAAACGUGUGGAGACACAUUCUAGCAUUCACUUCGUUAACCCGAAAUUUUAAAAAUACCUGGCGUCAAGCAGGGAAAAACUUGGGGCGAAGACGAGAUUGCUUUUGUUUGAACAUUCUAGGUGGUGUUGGUUAACCAUUCUAAACUCGGAGCACAGUGAAAGGAAAUGAUUUUGGAUUGCUUUCCUUAAUCGAAAUAUUUUGUAAAAAAGGAAACAUGUCUAACUCGAUUCUAAUUAAAACAUUUGUGUGAACUCUUUUUCAGCUGUCGAUUGCGGUCCUCUCUCGGCUCCUAAGAACGGAUCUUUCGUUGGUGACUCCACAGUCUUCCCUAAUAGCCUGCUCUUUGCUUGCAAUCUCGGAUUCAUUCUUGAUGGAUCCUAUAGGAGGACAUGUCAGGCAAACGGGACGUGGGAUGGGCUUGAAACUGUUUGUAUUGGUAAGUUUACUGUUGAAAUCGAAAUUUAUUUCAGAGUCCUGCCUAGGUUUGUGCAAUCUAUAUUCCUUUCUGUUGGGCUUUUUCUACGGAUCUCAGUAAAUUCUAAUAUACACUCGCGGAGCUCAUAGUUGCAAUAUACCUCUUCCCUAAAUGACAAGUUUAGUUGCAAUUCUUUUGUAUUCAUUUCAUCUAGUCUUUGUGGACUCAAAAACAUUUAAGGGGAAAAAAAACAGGAUUUUCACUCAAAAGCAUGCAACAAGCCUCUCGCCCUCGCUUUUGAGUGAAAAUCCAGUUGUUUUUUCUCCUGAAUGAGAAUAAAGACCAUGUCUACCGUCAUGUAAAAGGUCUAUAAUGUUCACAACUGUCCUUAAUACGCAUGUACGUAGAUCACCACUCAAACACCCUUUAUUGAUAAUAUCUUGAUUCAGCAAAAGAUUGUGGUGCCUUGGAAAUCCCAGCAAAUGGUUCUUUACAUGGUGAUCUUACUACUUUUCCGAACAAGGUCGACUUUAAUUGUGACCAAGGAUUUCUUCUCAGCGGUUCGCAAACCAGGCGAUGUCAGGGAAAUGGAACUUGGAGCGGAAUUCAGACAUAUUGUGAAGGUUUUGUUUUCUUUCUUUCCUUUUAGCUGUAUUAAACAGGCAAUUCUUUUCUACUCCAGUUCAUAAUAGCGGGUCAUUCUACUGCGUUAUGAGGAUUUUAGUGCAAAGAGCACCCUUCCGUCCCACUUGAUUUUUUAAAUGUUUAGCAUUGUAUUUAUUUCUAUAGCUGUAGACUGUGGCCCCCUGUAUGUUCCGAUGAACGGCUCCGCUUCUGGUAACUCCACUGUGUUCCCAAAUAGUGUGCAGUUUAGCUGUGACCCUGGAUUUAUUCUUAAUGGCUCUGCUGUGAGAACGUGUCAACCUCAUGGAACUUGGAAUGGGACUAAAACUGUAUGUGUGGGUAAGUUGCAAGGAAAGAACUGUUAAAAGCAGGUAAAUAAGAAAAGUAGAAAUUGCAAUUUUCCCUCAGAAUGGUUAACCUUUUGAAGACGCUUCUUUUGAGGAAAUGUAAUUAUUUAAAGAGGAAAUUUAUUAUGAAAAGGUGGCUCGCUACAAAACUGCGUCCAGUUGCGAUUUAUUAAUGGUUAAAUCUAUGCUUCAAAGCUAGAAAUGCCAAUGUUUAAUUCAACUAGCUUGAAUAGAAAGUAAUCUUUUAAUAAUAAGUUACUGGCCGAAAGAUGGAAAUCGAUGGCAAUGUCUCAUGAGCGAAAAUUGUAUACCUGAUGCAUUUCUAUUCUUUGUAGCUGUGGAUUGUGGACCUUUACCUGUUCCUACGAAUGGUUCCUCUUCUGGAGACUCCACAGUCUUCCCUAAUGCUAUACAAUUUAGUUGUGAUCCAGGGUUCAUUUUGAGUGGAUCUGCCUCAAGGAUGUGCCAGACUAACGGAACAUGGAGUGGUUUCUCCACUGAAUGUAGUGGUAGGUUGAACGAGCGGUCUUGUUCCUCUCCGUCUUAUCCUGAAUCAAGAACACCUUUGGCAGUUAUAAUUUCAUUUUUUUGAUCAAUCAAUGAUCAAUCAGUGAAACAAUCAAUCAAGGAUUCCUUAUUCAUUCAAUAAUUCGAUCAUUCACGUUUUUACUCAUCUACUCAUUUCAUUCAUAUGUUUAUUCCAAUCAAAACAAGUGCCUCUGCAACUGUGCACCUACCUCUCCCCUAACCCAACAACAGUCAACUGUUAACAAGUUAAUAUUAUAGUCAAGUUAGGGGAGGGGUAGUUGCGCAGUUGCUCAUAUACUGACGCUGAUCUGUUCAUUCCUUCUUAUUUAUUCUGAUGCAAUUAUCUUUCCGUGCCUUUAUUCAUGGAUCUCUUCCUUUUUCCUUUUAUUUCAUUUGCUCUCUUCCUUUUUUUCAUAAUUAUUAUUCGAUGAGAUUUUCAAAUCUCGCGCGCAUAGUCAGUCAAUGAAUGAAGGUCAUCCAAUAUGCAUCAUCUCUCCAGCGUUUUUGUGCAUGAAUCCUGAAAAUUUCGGAUGCAUCAUCAAACAGUGUUAAAUUGGCUAAAAUCGCUCUACCUUUCGAUGCUGCAGUUUAAGUUGAUCAUGUCUACAUCGAUCCUUCUUCCUCUUGAAUUCGCAUAAUUUCCUCCACAUCAUAUCCGUUCUGUGAAAGGUGACCUAUUUACUUACACGGAUUAACGCAAGGCUACACUGACGUGUCUCUUUAAAUCUUCGAAGUAGUCCAAGUGGAAUAAAUGGCCUCUUGGUCAAAUGGGAGAACGGACGGACAGACAGACGUACGUCAGUGAUCGUCGUUUAUUUCUAACUCUGCGAUUUUUGUAAUCAUAAUUUUAACUCGGAUAAUUAACAACGACGACAUUGACGUUUCUUUUACCUAUCGCAGCCAAGAGUCACCAAAUAACCAAGCUUUUUAUUUUUUGGCGGAUGUUUUCUUGUAGCUAUCGACUGUGGUUGGCCUGAGCCAUUACAGAAUGGAAGUAUCAUUGGAAAGUUUACUGUGUACCCGAACUCUGUGCGCCACAUUUGUGAUAAGGGAUUUGUUCUUCGUGGUUCUCCUGAGAUAAAAUGCCAGGCAAACGGAACAUGGAGCAAAACGUCUAGUUUUUGUGAAGGUAGAAAACAAAUGUUAGUGGUAACUAUGUGCCGUGGAAUAACUUCCUACAGCAAACAACAGAGGCAGAUCUUGUUUAACUUGAAAACGGGUGCAUCGAUCUUUUUUUUAUUUUUAUUUUUUUUUAAUUUUUUAUUUAUUUAUUUAUUUUUUUACUUUUGAUUACCAAUAUGGCUCGUCAUUGAAUAUCGCUGCUGUAUGGGCUAGGCGGUUAAUUUCUUAUUUCAAGCAGUGUUACAACUUUCACUUUUUAACGUCAAUCAAAUUGUCUGUGACUGGAAAGUCCACUGUUUCUUACAGCUAAGGACUGCGGUGCUCUUGAGGUCCCUUUGAACGGUUCUAUUACUGGACGUGAAACGACCUUUCCGAAUGAAGCCAUGCUGAGCUGUGAUGUUGGGUUUAUUUUACACGGAUCGUCAUUCAGGCGCUGUCAAGCAAACGGAACAUGGAGUGGUACUAAAACUGUUUGCAAAGGUACUUAGUAUAUACCUUUUUAUCAUUAUGACAGAUCAUUUGAUUUGCAGUUUUAGUUUGGCUAGAGUUGCGAAUAUGUCGAGUAUCUAUCACUUUGGAUUUUCAGGUUCGCCGAAACGAAUUCGAUUAAAGUCGAUUUUUUCUCUGCAGCUGUUGACUGCGGCUCAUUAUCCGCUCCAAGGAAUGGCAGUUCACUUGGAAACUUUACGGUGUUUCCUAAUGAAUUAUUGUUCUACUGUGAUCCUGGAUUUUUGCUUGGUGGUUCCUCCACAAGAACAUGCCAGGCUAAUGGUACAUGGAGUGGAAUAGAGACCAUUUGUACUCGUAAGUUUAAAUUGUGAAUACCCUAAGAGGAAUCAAUUUGAUAAUUCUCGUUGCACGUAGUAAAAAAUUUAUAGUUGAAAUUUAGCCCAGAGCUUACGCAUAUAAUUAAAGCUUGCAUCGCUUGGCUGAAUAGAUUUACCCGAAUGGGUCUGUUGGCUGCUAGGGACGUUUGAAACCGUGCACCAUCUGAGAUUUAAGGAGUCAAAAGUUACAUUGGGUGUAAUUUCGCACGUAGAGGAUAAAAAAUGUAUUGCUUGCGAAGUCUGAUCAUAGCUGUUCUGCCAGCUGACUUUGUUGUGAUCGUAUUUGUCUAUUUUUAGCCGUGGAUUGCGGUCCGCUACGACCUUUGCAAUACGGGAGUUACAACGGGACAAGUACAGUGUUCCCAAACGUUGUGAAUGCAGUUUGUGAUAUGGGAUUCAUUCUUCGAGGAUCUUCUCGUAUUAAGUGUCAAGUAAACGGAACGUGGAGUUCGAAUGACACUUUUUGUGACGGUACGAGAUCUACACGUAACUGCAUCUCUACCACAAUUCCAACAAAAUGAUUUUUCUAUUGAGAGAAGUGCAUCGCUAGAGUAUCCGAUCACAAAGUAAAAAGGGUAGAAGGAUGCUUUGAUUAGUUUAACAAACGUCACUAAGAACGCGUGGAGUGAGCCAGGAAAUUAGAUUAUAAGUUUCAAAACUUCGUGUAAAGUUACUCUCAGCCACGUUUACCUUGUUUUAUCCCAGCUGUACUCGUUAUCUCGGUGCAUUUUAGCAUAUAAAAGUUUGGUUAGCCAAACUUAUCUGCUUAAAGUAGUAAUUUGAGCUAAACCCUGUUGAUCUUAGAUGAGCUAAGUGAAGUGUACUCAAGAAGGAAAACGUUAUUCCCGAUUCAAGGUUUUUUACUCUUAAGUUCAUGAAAUGUCUGCCCCUCAUUAGCAAAGGACUGUGGAAAUCUACCAAGGCCUCUCAACGGGUCCGUGAUCGGUGACAAGACGACGUAUCCAAGCGAAGUGGAAUUUGAGUGUGAUGCAGGAUUUAACCUUCAAGGAUCCACCAUCAGGAGAUGUGAGGCCGAUGGUCAAUGGAGUGGAGUGGAGGUUAAAUGCCGAGGUACAUUUAAUCUAUAUGAAAUAAGGAAUUCUCCACCCAUUUUGUUUGCUCGUUACCACUCGGCUUUUAGAGGGUGGACGCCUUGAUUGACGGCUGUCUUAGUUGUUUAUUGUUUAAAGAAAUGAAUUCUUUGUUUCAGUACACCUUUCCCGGUUCUAUUUGUCAACAAUACCACAGUUUGAAGACCACAGUCUACAUUUAAGAGUCUUUACAUGACAAUUGUUCAUGGUCUAGGUUUUACCUGUCUAUCACAGCCUUUCAGUUUCUUUGUGUUUCAGGGAGUAAAUAAAAUCGCAAAAAACGGUCAUUGUUAGUAAAAGAAUCGUGUUAUGAUAAGGCGUUGUAAAAAAUGAAAAAUUAUUCCUUUCUUACAUGUGGAACAGCUGAAACACAAAUUGGAGACAAGCUUCGAUCCUCUCAACAUUUGAUUCUAAAUGCUCGAUUGGAUUCAGGGAAGUGUGUGCUUUCUAAAAAGACGCAUUUACUCGACCCCGCGCUGGUUGAGAUUAGAUGCAUGACGUUCGUCAGGACACGAUUUGAAGCUGGUUCUCUUUCGAGACCCAAAGUUCAUUCCCCAAUCAUUUAUAACUUUAUUUCUUCCAGCGGUUGAUUGUGGUCGUUUAGCUAUUCCUGAACAUGGCUUUGCCCAUGGCAAUUCCACAACAUAUCCCAAUACGAUCACCUUUAGUUGUAACACAGGAUUUUCCUUACACGGAACAUCUUCCCGAACAUGCCAAGCGGACGGGACAUGGACGAGUGGAAAAACACGUUGCCAAGGCACGGUAUUUUCUUCUUCGUCAGUGUAUCACAGCUUCUCGAAGUAUCGUACAUGUAUUGUCUUCUAGUAGUCUUUGGCAUAAGAGGAUUGAUCAGCUCGAAAUAAAGAUUAAUGGAGCUGAUGCUAAUCGGGUAUUUGUGGCAAUGUUACCCGACUUUGCAUCUUUUUAAGCAUAAGUAGGUAAACUCCCACACGAGGGGUUUUUGACGAUGGAUUGCUUUUCGAUUAGACUCGUAAACCGGCGGUAAACCAAAGUCAAAAAAAAAAGAAAGAAAAGACCAACGAUAAACUCACUUGAGUGAGAGCUCGAAGUAGACACUUACAAAAGGCCUUAAGGCGGCAAGAAGCGAAUGUUUAAACUACAAUUGAUUAGAGGUUUGUAGCAGAUUGCUUAAAAGUGUGGAGAUAUGAUCUACACCAAUGACAGAGCGAAUUAAAAAAAAAAUAGAUAGAAAAGCAAGAACAAAAUAUAUGCAAUAUCAGAUUAUUUUCGGCAUUCAAUUGAAAAUUGUUCUAUUUGUGUCCAGUUUUGCUUAUCAACUGUAUACUUUUAUUUAUAGGAGAAGAUUGUGGAAAGCUACUGCCUCCUGAAAAUGGUUGGAUGUUUGGUUCCGACACAUCUCAUCCCAGUAAGGUGUUGUUCAGUUGUGCAUCUGGGUACAAAACGGUUGGGUCGUCUCAAAGAACUUGCUUGAGGAAUGGUUCAUGGAGCGGCCAACAACCGAGAUGCCUCCGUAAGAUAUACUGCAUCCCCUUAUUAUGAAUCAAAAUGGGGCCCUAGAUGUCCCCGAGAAAAAUUCUUAUGAAACAUACGAGAUUAUCGUUCUUAUACUACUAAAUCAAGAGCAAAAACCUAGCUUUUGCCCAAAGGGAUUUGAUAUUAUUUGCUGCAAGUGGAAUUUUCGAAAUGCAGAGAAGUAUGGAGCAUGCUAAAAAAUAACACACUCACUUAAAACCUCCCAACAAAUUUGGUGUAACAUGUUCGCGAUUAUUUAAGACCCUGAUUUGGGAAGGAAUUUUGAAGGCCAACUCACAAUCAUAAUGGCAAUCUUAGUGUUAAGCACCAUACUUCACUGAUACCUCAUCUUUUUUUUCUUCACAUUCGCAAAAUGCUGUGGAAGUGAAAAAUAAAAGAAGCCAGACAAGCCGUUUUUCACGUUUUGGCAUCAUGUUAAAGCUGUUUCACCUUCGUUGAUCAAAUGACUCUUGGUCAAAACAAUUAUUGCGGCUUAUCCGACAAUUACCCUUGCGUUUACGAAACUAAGUCGUUUGUUGUAAUUGUGAUCAUUGUCGUUAUUUACCUUUCUCAACCAAUCCAUUGGGUUUCUCCGCUUUCUACUGAUGUUAUGUCCUGAGUUCAUUUAAUCGUGUACAAUUAAAGUAGCUAUUUCGUACUUUCGUAUAAAAUACUGCCUGCUUUUCACUUUUCGUUGCACAGGCUUCAAGACAUUUGCUUAUAAAACGAAUGAGGUAUUACUCAGAUAUUUAUAAACAUCGAUUACUCUGAGUUUUCCUCUCCCUCUUUGAACAGCGCUCUGGUGUAGCCAGGCUCCGGAUGUCCCUGCGUUUGCAUACCAGACGUGGACAGCAAAGAACAAGCGCUAUGAGGACGGAGAACGCAUCUACUACAGCUGUAAAGCAGGCCUUAUGAUGGUCGGCAUUCCGAUGAGAAAAUGUGUGAAGGGUCGCUGGACAAAAGCUAAUUUCCGCUGCAGCGGUAGGUACAGUGUAUACAUGAAUGUCAGAAGAGCAACGAAACCAGUGGCACGUCACCUUCCGUUGAAAGCAUUGUGGUAAAUUAGGAUCUUAAAUUUGGCUCAAAUCGUCUGAAAUGCGAAUAAUGUCACUUCGAAAUAUCGCAGAAACCAUAUUUUCAAUUUUCUUGAUAACACUUCUCGGUUAAUCGAUAUCAACCAUGACCAGAUUUGCUUAAUGCCUAUGAUUGAUGCAAUUGGCGACCAGUUAAAAUUUGUUUCGACACACUGGUCCUUGUAGCAUGCAUGGUAGCCACCAUUCCCCGACAAAUAAAGGGCGUAAGUAUAUCCGUGACUGUGAUAACACCUGUUGAUGAUGGUAGUAAGGUGCAAAAGGCAACCAGAUUAAAAUUCAGUAGUAGGAGCCCUCGUGGCUGAUAUUCUUAUUGCCUUUCGCUUCUCAAAGCCACCUCUAAAACAUGUCGUCUUUUAGAACUUCCUGACAAACAAACUCCGUAUUUAAAUAUAAACAUUCGUGUCGGCAACAAAUAUUAGUUGCCUUUGCUUGCCGUACAGCAUGAACUGGACUUCCAGUUUCAAGACACUUUUGAUUUUCUUUUGGCUUUCUUUUAGCGCCAAGUUGUGAUGCUCCUCCAGUCCCAAAAUUUGCCUACCUUACAUGGGCACGUGGUGCACGGAGCAAAUACCUCAACGGUGAAACUGCAUACUACAGUUGUCAGGCUGGUUAUGAGCUGAUAGGAAUUCCUUAUAUUGAGUGUAAAGACAGCGGCUGGACAAAAAUCGACUUUAGUUGUAAAGGUACCUGUACUGUUAACAUAGUGAGAGACAGGGAGGCUAGUCACACCCCUUACCACAACAAACACACCCUUACUCACGCCCAUUGACUACGCAUAGGUGUACCAUCAUAGUCAUUACAGGUUGUCAUGAUUUCUUUUCAACAAUUUCAAUGCUGCUGAUUGGGUGAUUAUGUCAAUGUCGAGACUUGAAGGUUUCGGAAAGCCAAUCAAACUGUACUUUGAAUUAAGGUUUCCCUGGUGAAAUGGAGAAGGAUCACCGGAAAGAUAUUUGAAUGAAGGGAGUAAAGAGAGUUUAGUGCUGCGUCAGUACGAGACUAUAGCAACGUAAUUUGGUAUUAUCAACUGAGUUGAUAACGUAAAUUGGCCACCGUUAAGAGUUUCAAAGCUGACGUUUCGAGCGUUAGCCCUUCGUCAGAGCAAAUGGCGAAGGGCUAAGGCUCGGAAAGGCCAGUUUACGUUAUCAGCUCAGCUGAUAAUGCCAAAUUGAAAAAAAUAUAUAAGAUUGAACGUCUCUGAUUCUUGUUUACAGAAAGAGCGAAGAUCAUUUGUCUUUUGUACAAUUUUGAACUAUGUUGAUUUGGUGAGAAGUACAUGAUAUAAUGGUAAUUGAGCUGAGUGGAGUACACUUUGUAAUCACAUGAUCUCGAGUGCAAUUUGGAAUAAAUAAGCACGACUAAAUUUUUUCAAAGACUAACAAAAUUGCAUGAGCCCGUAGGGCGAGUGAAAUUUGUGGUCUUUGAAAAAAUUUACAAGUGCUUAUUUAUUCCAAAUUACACGAGAAAAAUCAUGUGAUUACGUAUUAAUAAUAUACAAGAAAAAAUAUAAGAUAGCUUAUCAUAAUUAGGCAGACGCGAAGCACGCAUCGAGUGCAAAAAUAAGUUAUUCAAACCAUGUAAGUUACAUGGUACUUUCGGUCAAAACAGCUUCGUACGAUAAAAAACAGUAAUAUUCAAUGAUAUUUUCACAUCUUCAAAGCCUAAAAAAGUUCAAAGUCCGGCUAAAUAGUUCAAGGAAUUGUUCAGUCUGGUUUGUUACUUCUUUGCACUGAAUUAACCCUCUCCUGCAUUGAAAUACCUAAAAACUGCAUUUACCCUAACCAAUCAGGUCUGUAAUAAUGCACAUGCAAACAUUUCAGCUUGCUUAUUGGCUGAGAACACGUCACUUAAUCCCAACAGAGCAGAAAGUUUGAAAUUUACUGCAGAAAGUUGAAAUUGAGUUGAUUGACAAGUCGCGAAAGCACAAUUAAACAAAAUAACGGACAGGAGAGAAAAAGUAACAACGUUUUAAUUCAGAGUCUGAGGAAGAAUGCGAAAAACAAAAAUACCCAACAGAGAAAACAACUUACUCAAAGUCUGGCUUCCAAAAACGGAUAUGAAAGUAUGAACCGCAGGUCCUGAGUAAAAUUCUCGAGUGGUUUUACGUAACAGUUCGGGAAAGAUUACGAGCGUGAUAGCUUUCGUGUAAUGGUUACAGCUGCCGACUGAUACCUAAUAGAGAAAGAAUACAAAUAAUUAUUCUUGAGAAAAGUUUUAAAAUUUUAAAGCAAGUGCUUGAGGGAAAAGCCUGACAACUCCGGCGACUAUCCGAAGGAAAGCAGCCGAACUGGUGAACCAUAGCACGAAAUAAAAACAACUGAGAGGGAAAACAGCGUCAUAUUUUUGCUUGUAUAUUAUUUACUAGAAAUUACAUGAUUUUUCUCGUGCAAUUUGGGAUAAAUCAAAAUCUCGUAAAUUUUUCAAAACUACAAAUUGCACUCGUCCUACGGGCUCGUAUAAUUUGAUUAGCCUUUGAGAAUUUACUCGUGCCGAUUUAUCCCAAAUUGCACUCGAAGUCAUGAGAUUACCUUUACAAAUCGUAAGAGUGAGUUCAAAAUCAAAAGAGUGUGCAGUGCGAGUUUGACUUAAAAUCACAAGUAUGAUUUCAGUCCAAAAUUACACCAAAGAUUCAAAGAUUCAUUACCACUAUAUCACAUCGAUUUUAAUAUCGCAAACUUCGGUUCCUCAAAUACAGGAUUUUUUUAAUCUGUACAAAUAUUUUAUUGAACCAGUGCUAAGCUGGUUUGUAAAAAUUUACAAAAGUUGUCUUCAUUUUCCUCUACUUUGAUUGGUUACUUUAAACAAGCCUUGAAAUAUGAUCGGUUGUUGUUUUUAGUAAAGAUUUCUCAUUGGUUGGGAAAAAAUGCGAUUUCGUGAAUAAAUUUCACUCGAGGUCCUUUAGUGUUUUCAAAAUGGAUGUAAUAAAGAGUAAAAUAUCUAAACUAAGUCUCUAAUGCAGAUGAAUCAACACAAUUAUCCCUAAGAGACCUUACAAAACGAUUGAGAGACGCACUUAAAGAGGAAAGAAGCCCAUGCCUUCAAGAAAGACCGCGGGUCGACAACAAGUACAAAAAAAUAUGGAUAUAUGAAUAGGAGAGGCUUUGAGGUUUAGCUGCCUUUCUUUUCUUUUUCCCCUUGGUGUAGCUGUUGAUUGCGGUUUCUUAGAGAGCCCACCCAAUGGUGGCAUUGCAAAGAAGACAGGAAAAACGUUCGGAGCAAUAUACGUGUUCGAGUGUGAUGAAGACAAAGGCUACCUCAUGGAUGGGUCUAAAGAGAGACGAUGCCAGGCUGACGCCACAUGGAGCGGAGUACAACCAGUCUGCAAGUGUAGGUUUCACACAUUCCACUGAUAUAAAACCUUCAUACUUAAAAGAGCUUGGACAAAAUUGUCACUAGCGUGGGACAGACUAAAAUCUGAGUUCAUUUGCAUAAAUUGCAGGCCUUAUCGGUACCUCUUUAUCUUAAUCAGUCUUUCUUGCCUCGACGACAAGGUCAAAAACAAUGGAACUAUCACUGAAAAGCGAGGCUAAGAAGGCUUGUUUGCAUGCACUCAAAAGAAAAAAAAGAUAGUGCCUGCCAUUAUGGAAGAGGUCCACGAGGAUUCCAAUUUUUUGGUUGCCUGUCGCGCCAAAUGCUUAGGAAAUUUAUUUGUUAGACGAAAAAGCUGAGCGAGACCUCGAUAGCAUGUUUUAGGGGGCAGCACGUUGGUUUCAGAAGAGUUUGACUGAAAAUUAAUCCUCAAGUCUCAUUUACACGAUAACUUUUUCUUUGGCAAGUUUUUUUGAUUUGACAACUUUCCCUUCUCGUAACUUUUUAUCUUGUCUGUUUUUCUUUCUCAAGUAGAGAUAGGCCAAUUUUAAAACGAAGGCACAAGGAAUAAUUUGCAGUUUUCUGCUUUAAACUCUAUCGAAAACUUUCGACGCAAUUAAAAGCCCGUUACCCUUAGUGGGUAACUCAUGACUUUCAUACUUUGAAAACAGUUUCAAAGUAAAUACUUUUCGGUAAUGCAUACAGUAAAACUGGCAAAUAACAAAAAUAUUAACCAAUUCACAAUCUGAGCGAAGUAGGACGUUGAAGGCAUUCCUUUGGGAUCACUCGCUGUCUUAACAGUAAAACGGUCAAUCCUAAAGAUAUGAUUACCUGCGAGUGGACCAAUUCGACAAAAUAGCAUCAGUUGUGUAUCGUGUUGUUUGUUAUCUAUGUUCUUGCGAUCAGUGUAACCGUGAGAUAUUUACAUUUCCUUGUUAUAGUGCAGAGUUGCGUUACUCCAAGCAAGCCAAUGCACGGGAAGUUUAAAUCAGAGCCUCGAAGCAAGUACUACUUUGAAAAUAUCGUUGGUUACCAAUGCGAUAGUGGAUACUCUCUUCGUGGUCAUGAAAGGACAAAAUGCUUGAUUCAUGGUAACUGGAGUCAUGCAGCACCCACGUGUACGGGUACGUUAAUUGUUACUGUUUAGUGCUCAUUCUUCACGUCCCAAUCCUUGAGUAACGAAUCCAGUAAUCCUCACAAGAAAUGUUUCAUAGGGACCCCGUUGUUUUAACACCUGCUGUCGGGCUAUGAGAUUAUUUUUGUUGUAAUGGCAGCGUGGAUGGAUUGCUGCAUUCGUUAAAUGAUGAAGCGUUCUUGUUUGGAUGUUGAAAUUGGUGUUUCAGAGCACAAAACGUGUUGGUUAUUAGUCUUCAUGAAGGUUGCCUCUUCUGAAUGGACGGCAUUUUAUUGUGUUUAAAAUAACUCGAAAUUGUAUUGUUUUAGGUUCACUCGCUCUUUAACUAGUUUUAGGAACUUGCAGCAUUCCUACAAAAAAAAUCAGAUGCUAAAUUAACGGCUGGUUUCAUACAUUUGCUUUGAGAUUUUAGUGACUCCUUGUAACUUUUUCCGUUUGUUCUCGUUGUCGUUUGUAUUUACCUGGUAUUACUGCGUUCUGUGACUAAAUCCGUGACAUGCUCCCCGUAAAAAGCCUUUUCUUCACCUUGAAAGGGCAUUGCGGUCACUUCCAUUUUUAUUUCCAUCAAUGCCCACAGUAACUUCAUUUUAAAAUAAUCUCUGGUAUGAUUAGGAUGUUCCAAACCUCUUGGUUUAAAGAGCAGAAUGAUCUUCAGCCGCCAGUUGUCAGCGUCAUCAGAGCGAGAUUCGCGACACUCCGCCCGACAUGGCCGUCUAGAUGGUAACAGCGCUUGGUGUUCUGCGAGAAGCAGCUUCGCAAAAUAUUUUCAGGUUCGUAAAAAUGUUUUCUAAACUUAGCCGCCGCUUAUCUUUGUGAGCAUAUUUUUGUGAGGCAAGGAUACAUUUCUACUAACAGGUUAAGAGCGGCAUGCGUUUUACAGAACGAAUGCCAAACUGAACGUAAAGGAGUCACUUUUGGUUCGUGCAUGGGGACACAUUUAAGCAUUCCUACCAUUCAAGUCACUCUUAUCCAUCCUUACUCCUUCCUGGUUCUCUUUUACCCUGUGGUGAUUGUCUUUCCCGGCAAACCGUCAUGGUAAGGUUUUAUGUUGAAAAAAUCAACCGCUUCUUUUUCUGUAAAAAUGACCCAAUAUACUGUGACGAUGUAUUUUUUAAUUGGAAAAUACGGUGCAGCCUUCACCAAGGGACAAUGCACGAGGGCGGAAACUUCUUGAAAACUUGCACCAAGACCCGUUCCCAAUCCCUUAUGAACCCUUUUAGUUAGCUUUUAUAUGCGCGGACAUCUUUUGUGAACGGACACUUUUUCUGGUCACGGGAAUGUCCCUUCACUCAAAGACAAUAGUCCGACCGUAAUCCUCUCUUUUGCAGAUCGAUUUCGGCCGCACCGUUGAGGUGACUUCUGUUGCUACUCAAGGACACCCGAGAGAAGAAAAAUGGAUCCAGAGAUAUAUAUUGAGAUAUUCACUGGGGAAGAAUUGGUUCACUUACCAAGCAUCAGGCCGUGAUAAAGUAAUACAGCAUCUGUUAUGCUUGCUUUGUUUCGCUGCUAAAUUUUUUCUGGAAGAUGAUAUCUUGCAGUAUGUCGAGGUUUUUAUGAGGAGCUAUAUAAUUAGAAUGAAAUAUUUCUGGUCGAGUCUUAGUCCUAUUACAGCAAGAAUAAAAUUGAAUGGUCUAUAAAUUUGCUUUUGACAUUAUUUUCCCUCAUGGCAAGGUAUUCAAAGGAAACAGGGAUGGCAGGAGUGCUGUGAGACACUAUUUAAAGGAACGGCUGGUGGCUAAGAAAUUAAGAAUAGUACGCCAUGAAAACUCACGAGACUUCAUGGGAUCCACUGUGUGCUUGAGGGCUGAGGUGUAUGGAUGUUCAUUCGACACAGGUGAAUAUGUUAUUGCUAUUUUUAGUUUCUGGCUUAACGCUGUAAUGUGUUAAGAGCAGUUCCAGCAGGAAAAGGCGACCGUAAACAAGAAAUUUAAAUCAGAUGAAAUGGGUUAAGAGAGUAAACGCGAAGGGAACACUAUAGCCGGCGACAACUUAGAAAAACGUCGGUAAAGCUUUACCAUAGUCACUAAUGCACCGAUGCUUGUAAGCAUUAAGUAUCUCCAGCUAUCUAUUACUUAUGUUACGCUUGAGAACCUCUUGAACCGAUAUUAUUAGGUCGUAAAAAAAUGAGAGAAAUGUGUAUCACCAACAUCCUCACAUUGCUUAAUUUUCGUAUCAUUGUCCUUCUUCAGAAUGUCUUACCUUCGGUUCUGAAGUAUUUGCUCACUGGAAUUCCAUCAAGAAACAUACGCGCUACAUUCAUGGCUACGUCACAAAGGUUCACCGAACAAGUGUCCAUAUAUCUCCCUCGGGUAAACAUGGUGGAAACGCCGACAGCAUCUUUGAAUUACCACGAGAAAAGGAAUUUUACGUGAUCAAAGAUGAAAAAUCCAGUCCACAAGAGAUAAAAAUUGGAUCGGAUGUCAUCGUAGCUUCCAAGGAUAAAGUCGGUUUUUCCCAAGGCAAAGUGACGCAGAAAUAUUACUCUUGGUAUGAAGUCGAACUUGGCAAUGGAAAGACGGCUUGGGGGACUGUGGACGAAAUCAGGCUACUGAAAAGGCCAAUUUAUUGUGAAAAAGAAUAUAUAACGGCAUGAAAUUUUACAGUUUUUUUCGAGAUAUCUUUGAAUGACAGUGAGAAGCAACACUUUACAUCUUUAAUUGUAUGAUUAGGAAAGUGGGUACCCUUCUGUUUUUAGCCUUCGUAGAACGUUUAAGCGACCGAUUAUCUAAGAGUUCCAUAACUUACUUUAGAGAGUCAACUCUCAAUCUAACUUUUUUUGAAAUUUUUCUUUAUAUUAAUGUGAGCAAGCUAGUGUCCAUAAGUGAACAUGGUUAGCCUAAUUAGGUACCAUCAAAAGACAAGU
Pocillopora meandrina is the source of this 29475-nucleotide messenger RNA. The record is from the annotation of a GenBank genome assembly. Lineage: Eukaryota; Metazoa; Cnidaria; Anthozoa; Scleractinia; Pocilloporidae.